Molecule: messenger RNA, 3105 nt
Organism: Drosophila eugracilis
Lineage: Eukaryota; Metazoa; Arthropoda; Insecta; Diptera; Drosophilidae
Exons: 2
Coding region: 104-2872 (922 amino acids)
Source: RefSeq, a predicted model, not a curated record
AAUCGAUCAGACAGCGGUCAGCUUUGGAGGCGGUCAGCAGUGAUAGGACUCACAAAUAGGACUUGGAUAUUGGAUUUUGGUUUUCGGAUUGGACAGGAUCAGGAUGCUUCGAGGACUGCUAGUACUUCUGCUGGUGGCCUGGAGCCAAGUGGAUGCGGCCACCCACGUAAACAUCUCGAUUGCCCAGCAACCGGCCACCAAUCCAGCGGAUGUUAAGUACGUAGAGGGUAAUGCUCCAGCGGAAUUGAGGGCAGGUCCUCAGAGGGACGAUCAGCAGUUUCAGCGCAUCCAGGAGCGGCAGCAGCAGGUGCAAUCUCAGCCGCAAUCCCAGCAGCAACUCCUAUCCCAACAGCAGCAACAGGUGGUUCAGACCCAGCAGCAACAAUCACCACAGCAACUGUCUCCUCGCCAGGGAUUGGGAUUACAGCCACCUGCUCAGGGUCAGCCUUCCAUGUCCAAGACCGGACGACUGCCCCGUCGACGAAACCACAGCAGACGCCCCUCGCUCCACCAGCAGCCACCGAGUCCUCAUAGUGGCCAAUUCCGACAGCGAAACCAGCAGCUACGCCAAAACCAGGAGUUCGAGCGAUACAUCCAGUCCUACCACAGCCAAGGACCCACUGUUGAGACGGUCUACGAGUCAUCGAAUCCUGCCCCUCAGCGCUACACUCAAAGCAACUCCGGAGUAAGUUCAUCCGCUGAUGAUGCUGCCCCUCAGAAAUUGGUUACGAUUGGAGGUCAUCGAUCACAGCAGCUGCGCAUGUUCGAGCGCCAGGUGGCUGCUCCGGUUCCCAGCCAGGGACAGAGUGCUAAUGUGGAGGCGGCACAGGAUAGCAAACCCAUCUACGAGCCACCUCAGGCGCCCAUCCAAACGGCCAGCAUUGCACCAGCUGUGAGCUCCUCUAGUUCGUCAUCCUCCGGAGGUGUCAGCUCCUCCUCUUCAUCGAGUGCUCCUGCUCCGGCAGCUCCCUCGCUACCGUCGGAUCCAUCUUCUGGCUAUGAUUCCUCAUCCGGCUUUAACCCAGCCACCAGUUACAAUCGCCCUAGCUACGAUCCUAGUGGCUUUAACUACGAAGAUGCCCAGGAGGUGGACUACCAGGAUCAAUAUCCACCAGAAGUAGAUGAUGGCCAGGGCUACGAAGACUAUGCUGACCAGUCGGGCUACCAAGGAGGCUCGGGUUACCUGCCACCAGCUCCUCCGAGAGCAUAUACUCCUCCACAACGUCCCUUGGUCACGAAGACAAUUCAAAUAGUGCAACCCGCUCUGAAAGCCAAGAAGUACGAGGUGCGUCAUCCGGCCAUUCAAAAGGAGUUCUACGACAUUGAGGAGAGGGUGGUCAUCAAACCGGCUGGAACUUUGGUAGUGGAACUGGAGCACCCGGUGGCCAAGAUUCCCAAGGGAGAGACUCUUCUGCCUCUGGGACACCCUCAUCCCGCGGUGGCUUCCGCAUACAGUAACAACAACAAUGGUCAGAUCCAGACGCAGACAUAUAACAACAAUGUUCCGGAGUACAGGCCAUCCUACGAUACAGCUCCAGCUGUUAAGGAUCAGCAGACCACCACGAUAGGCUCCAGUGUGACCACAAUGCCUUCCUACGAUCAGGCACCCAAGGAUGAGUUUGUUGAAUCCCGAUUGCAACAGCAGCAGCCUUUGGGAGACGUCACAGAUGGUGGAAAGAGCUCUCCUAACUUUAUAUCUGCAGUAGACGCCAAUGGUAACGCCGUCAAGGUAAACUCAAAGCACCUUUCACCCAAAAUGAUCCAAAGGGCGGAACCAGAGCAGGAUUAUUCUCGAUCCGGUCAAAGGGUUUACCAGCAGAGGAACAACUUCAAUCGCCAGCCGUAUAACGAGGACGAUGACUAUUUUUCCGGGGAAUAUCUGCCAAAUGUGAGCGCCGGAAGUGUUGAGGCAAAGCCAGCUCGAUUGGAAUUGGCUGAAGAGGAGGAGCGACCCACCCAGAUCAUUAAGCAUGAGCACAAGAUCCACCUGCCGCCAUCACAGCACAACAUUUACCUGGGACGUAGUCGUCAGACUCCACUUAAGGAGAGGAGAAUCCAAGAGGUACCCGCCCAGGUGUCGGAGAUCAAACCCUAUCUUAGGAGCCACGUUGGACCCACGGUGGUGUACGCGAAAUCUCAAGCUCCUAGAGCCUACUACAACCAGCCAUCCAGACAGAGGGUUGCCGAGGAGCUAGACUACAGUGCGCCCUAUUCCCAGAUGAGAUUUAGCCCGGAUAAUCAAUUAUCCAGGCUGGUUCAGUCACCUCAAGUGAGGUACAACGCGGAGAGUAAGUCUUCCAGGUUGGUGGAAGCUCCCAACAGCGAGGAGAAGCCGAAGAAAGAGCAGCACAACACCCAUAUCCAAAUUCAAAUCGCCAAUGACCAGGAUAAAUCGGCAGUGGUGGCGACCACAGUUGCUCCGGACUGCGAUAAGGGGCAACAAAGGUCCGAGUUGAGGGAGCAGAAGUCUCAGCGCUUGAUGGAAGUACCUAAUUCAGAGGUUUCAGCUACCCAGGCCACUCCAUCACAAUCGAAAGCGCAGCCUGAUGUGGAUGUAUCUCUUAAUGGAGCCGCUGGCCAUUUGAAACCCAAUGAGCGUGUCAUUGCAGCCACCGCGGCGCCGACGGAUGCUUCAGCCACCAGCGAGACCUUCCACAAACGCCGUAUUGUGGUCAACCAUCCAUUCCAAACUGUUCGCGAGGUGGUCGAGCACGAACCGUUCACCAACUACCACCAGAUACAGGUGAAUGAGCCGGCUCCGCCUUCGCACUAUCACCAGGCCUACUACCAACCGGCGCCCCAGACCCACGGGAGUUUGGUCCACUACCAGACUUCGUCCACACAUGGCAAUCUAUACGCUCCGUACGGAUAAAUUAGGAUUAGGGAAAUCUUCGAAGUCGAACCACGAACGAAACCGGCCAAUGCAUUUCCUUUGUUAAUUGUUAUCUAAUUGUUACGAUAGAUCCUAGGCUAGAACCCAAAACCGGUGGAAGGGCCCUUUCCAUGAUGACCCUGAUCUUCUUUUGCAUUAAUUCGAUUUAAACUCCUAGGCUUAGGUGCAGUUUUACUUGCCAUCAAUAAAGUGCAUACAAAAUGCUAACCUAA